Messenger RNA from Stylophora pistillata, 3512 nucleotides. Its product is annotated as amyloid beta precursor like protein 2. Gene Ontology annotation, cellular component: membrane. Gene Ontology annotation, molecular function: heparin binding; transition metal ion binding. Lineage: Eukaryota; Metazoa; Cnidaria; Anthozoa; Scleractinia; Pocilloporidae. The record is from RefSeq and is a predicted model, not a curated record.
UGCACGUUUGAGCCAUAAAAGUCAUCAGCCAUUUUUGAGUUGUUUUCGAGUUUUACUGAAGUUUUGAAGGAAAUUACGACUAGGGAAUGGAUUGGAGUUAUCGAAAAACGAUUUUCUUGUGUCUGACCUUCGUAACGGUUGGUAGCGCACUUGUGGAAAAUUCAAAUUAUGAUGAGUUAGACUAUGAUCCCCAAGUGGCCAUUAAGUGUGGCAAAGUGACCAGGCACAUGGAUGUCAAUACUGGAAGCUGGGAAGCAGACAAGAACAGCACUAGUCUAUGUGCCACAACUAUGCAAGAAAUCCUGAAGUACUGUAAGGCCAUUUACCCAUCACAAGAUGUGAGGAAUGUUGUCGAGGGUAAUAAGGAGGUGUUAGUGGAUGGCAGCCUUGUCACUCCAUAUCGCUGUCUUGUUGGCCCUUUCGAGUCUGAUGCCUUACUGGUGCCUCCAAAAUGCCGCUUCGAGCACAUGCAUGACAACAGCAAUUGCCUCUCUCAUGACCAGUGGCACACCCGAGCUUCAGACAAAUGCCAGAAUGAAGGCAUGAUUGUGAAGGAUUACGGUGUCCUCAUUCCAUGUGGUACAGGAAAGUUUACUGGCGUGGAGUUUGUUUGUUGUCCUCAAGAUGCCAGUGAAGAAGUGGCUACUGAUGCUGCUAAGAUUGUACCAAUUUCUGAGGUGGUUAGCACAUCAAAGCCAACCAGUGUUUUGGAACACUUGAAACAAGCAAUCAGCAAGUUUGCAAAGCAUGUCGAAGGAAGCACAAUUGGUUGUGACCGACAGAAGUAUCAUGAGCGACGUGACAAACUGGAGGAGACCCACAAGGCAAAAAUCCAGAAAUUGAUUGACACGUGGAGAAAGUCUGAGAAACGAUACAAGUUGAUGAAAACGGAUGAUGAAGAUCUAGCAGCUGGUUCAAUUUCAGAGGACCUUCAGACCUUCAAUAAGAUGGUGAACUCCUUUGGAGAUCAGGCCAAGUUGGAGCGUGCCAGACUGAAGGAAGAGCAUCACCAGUGCACGCAGAUUGACCUUAAUGACAAAAAGAACAAAGCAUUGGGUGACUUUGUUGCUGCCCUACAGGAAGAACCUCGCGAUGACAACAAGAUUCUGCAAGCUGUACAGCGCUAUGUGAGAUUCUGCACCCAGGAUCGUCUACACAAUUUGCGUUACUUUGACUACGUGCUGAAGCACCAUCCAGAGAAAGCCGAGGAAGCCCGAGAAUCUCUGCAAAACCACUUGAAACGUAUCAAUAAUCUUGUGAAUGAGUCCAUGGUACUGCUGUACAAGCUGCCAGGCAUCGCACGCAAGUUUCAAAUGGAAUUGCCAGACUGGAUCCCAAAACCACCUGCCCUGCCCACAGAGGCACCAACAGUGGAGAAAAGCUCUGCUGCCAAAGAUCCCACAGACCCACCAAGCCAUGUUGGAAGUAAACCAGCAGCCACUGACAUGAUGGCCGGCGGCGAAGGUAAACAUGUUGACGAAGAUGUGCCUGAGGUUAAAAAACCAUUCAGGAAGCCAGGUAAAACUGCAGCUUUAAAGAAAGCAAAUGAUAAUGAUGACUAUAACGACGAUGACGAAGACGUCGCCGAGGAUGAGAACGGACCCUUCAGAAAGAACCAUUCACGAGCCACCUUCUCUGCUGUUAUUGGCCUCAGCUGUGGUGCCUUGGUCAUCAUGAUCAUCAUCGUGGUUGCCAUGGCCAUGCGCCGAACGCGCCUUAGCAACAACACAAAGACAGUUCUCGUCGACGAGGACGGAGAAGGUACCUCUGAGAAGAGCCACCUCGUUAACAUGCAAGAGAAUGGAUACGAAAACCCAACUUACAGGUUUUACGAUUACUGAGUAGCGUGCUGAUUGACUUGUGUCAUUUUGAGAAACUCUUCUUUUCUGGGUCUAAACCCGUGUUAUCAACUGCUUUCAAUACUGUUGACCGGUGGAGGUGCUCUUGAGACUCUCCCAUUGUAUAUCUAUAAAAUGCGAUUUGUUAUAUGAUAAAAGAUGUCUUUCAGAGCACAAACGAUGCACUUAACGCAAGUAGACCUAAGGCCUAAAGCGCCAAUCUUUUUAUAAUAGUACUAGUAUACUGAGCGGCUUCUUUCAAGAGAGGGUUUAUUCUUCACAAAGCAAAGGCUACGUAGUUGUUAAAAAUCGGCUAUUUUCAGAUUAGCAGUCGUCGUAGAGAUCAGUGCUAAUCUUCUACUACAACUCUCUGAGUUACUCUCAUUUGCACUAGAUGUCGCACUUAAGUUUAAAUGUUCACUCUGAAGAAAGAUUUUAAGUCCAAUUGUUACGCGCGUGGGACACGAAAAACACAUUUUCCUCCUUCAUUGAUUUGAUUUUUCUUCUCUUCUUCGUUAAAUCUGAGCAUGAAAGGAAAGUUGAAGUCAGACCCUACAUUUCUAACCAGUAAACCCUCUCAGGUCGAAGCCUUGUUGUAGAUUUUAUAGUAUAUACCAAGGGAAUUAAUCGUAAGUUAGACACAGUAUUUAAACCCAAACACUUCCUUGUAAACUGAACAGUAUUUAUUGGGAGGUGAACCGUAAGUUAGCUUCGAGAUUAGUUUGCCCUUGUAAUUUUCAAUUUAUUGAAGUCAACUUUGUCUUUUGAAGAGGUCUGGUAUGGCCCCAACUUCGAGCUCGAUCGGGAAAUUCAUGUAAACGAAGGACGCGGUCGAAUCGUGGGAAGUUGAUCCGCACGAAGGACGCGGUCGAACUGCAAAAAAAGCUGCGAUAAUUGUGUGUUCAGUGGGAAUACUACAUCAAAUGGAACUCGUUUGUAGGUUUGACGGUCCCUCAGAGAUUGAGUUGACUUACAAGUUCAGCUAAUCAUGUAUUGCGUUGACGAAAAUAAAGGCGUUGAUUUUUUUUGAGGCUGCAACAACUUUAUGAAAAUUAGUAUCCACAACAAGAACAGCUUCUACUUAAGUUAGCUUGUAGUGUCUUUAAAAUGACAAAACGUAAUUUCAUUUUCAGUAGCGUAACUAUUAACUAUAACCCUGUUCGAUAUUGUUUCCACCAUUGCCAUUUUAUGAUUUUUGAUUUUAUUUCGGAUGAUGUUAUUGAUAAGACUUUUCGAGGUGAAUUAACCUUCAACUCCCAAGAUCUGAUUUUUCAUUCUCCCAUCCAGCUGCUACACGUCUUUUUUUGAAUUAGUGACGAGAAUUUGGUGUUACAUCAAGAUAACUUCUACUUGAAGUCCGAGUAUUCUUAUUACUUGUUUGGUGGCCGGACAAUGACUGCCUAUUAUGGGGAGAACUUACAUCUUGAACACUUCAGCAAAUGCUAAGUGAGCUGUGAUGUUGCCAAGGAGGUCAUGCGAACUUUUCUUUAUCAAUGGUGGAUUCAGUGUUGGUUAGAUCCCUUCCCUCCCCCCCCUCCAUCGCACGUUUAACUUUCAAUGAUACUUGUAAUAUUUUAAGAAACUUGUAUCUGAUAAAAGUGUGUUAGUACUUUGAUAGUUGUAAUGUAAACACAGGGAUUUGGCUAAUAAAUAGUACAAUUUUUAGUACCUUGA